Messenger RNA from Doryrhamphus excisus (bluestripe pipefish), 5729 nucleotides. The record is from RefSeq and is a predicted model, not a curated record. NCBI's taxonomy places the organism in Eukaryota, Metazoa, Chordata, Actinopteri, Syngnathiformes, Syngnathidae.
CCUGUGCACGUUGAUCAGUAGGGAAAACAUGCUGGUUCCUCCCCAUUGUAUCCACAGGGGGGCGCUGGCGCCGAAUACGCAGCAAGGACAGAAACAAAACAAGCUGUUCCUUUUGUCACCAUUUGGGAUUGCUCGGGCUUGAUGUUAGUGCGGACUUAUGUCAGACUAACGUGUGUCUUUUGGUGCAACAUAAAGAGAAGCGUCUUUGUUGUAACCCUUUCAUAGCCGGGAAUGGCUUCCACUGAAAACGAAGCUUAGCAUCUUUAACCGCAGAACUGGAUACACCGAGUAGACUGUACACUCACUUGCCGGUGACUGUAUUGACCUUUUUAUGAAACAGCAUCUGGAUGCUCAUGCAUAUCCUGGUAGUUCAGGAUCUUCGACAGGAGAAGCUUGUUGGUUUUCCCGAAACCCGCAGUACUCACGCGAUGAUGCGGCUCGACAUCGGCCCAGCCGCAAAGCCACCGUCAGCCAGCUAACGCUAGCUAAAAGAAGCAAGCCGCGGUAAAUGGUCCCACUGAGUCCCUAGCGUGUGAUGGUUAAAUUGUACACUUUGCGUUUUUAUUCCUUUACUUCUCGUAUGCUAGAGUGCGAAAAAGACACAUACAUAGCGUAUAUAGCACACGCAGCAGUCUCCAACGGCGCUAGCUAGCUAACUAGCUUUGUUUGUUUACGAUGUGCUACUCAAUGUAACAUUUUUUAUUUGACACGUUACUGACAACAUGUUGUGUUUACACUGACUGACUUUUAACUAAUGACACGAUUCUCAAAUCAUGUCAAAUUUUAAAAAUAUUUUACUUUUUAAGUAAGGGUUUUAGGAUAAAAGACACUGUACGCUAAGCAGGUGGACUUCUUCGUAAAGGUGGUGAAAAUGCCCAGGGUGCUUAAAUCGUUUUAAUGUCAGUGGUCUUAAGCCGCAUGUAAAUAGACUAGACUUGAGAUUGUAGCCAUGCUCUUUGGACCUGCUGAGGUGGACAUGGACGAGCAUCCUAUGUGAUGUCAUGCAACUCAGCAUGUGCGCCGACAAGAUGAAGACUGGGACAUCAACGGCCCAGUGACUGCAGGCAUGAGUCUACGCCAGCCCACAUCCACCCUUGAUAGCCCCUUCGCCGCUUGGCUCAGUAGUCUCACCAUCGGAGACUCGGAGCGCAAGUCCUCUCAAGUCGCCCAGCACAGGGAGCCACAAACCGACGUCCCAAAUGAGAGUGGGGGCGCCGGCCUUGUCCACCGGUGUGUGGUGGUGCAGAAGGACCAGUUGGGUUUCGGUUUCACAGUGUGCGGAGAGCGUGUGAAGCUUGUGCAGAACGUGCGAGCAGGCGGUGCAGCUGUCAAAGCCGGAGUCCAGGAAGGAGACCGAAUCAUCAAGGUGAACGGCUCGCUCGUGUCUUCCAUGACACACCAGGAGGUGGUGAAGCUCAUCAAAUCUGGAACCUACGUAGCGCUCACACUACAAGGGCCGCCGCCUUCAGCGACCUCCUUGCCUCUGGAGCCCCUCCUUGCUGACCUCACACCCAAUCAGAGUACAUUACCGGGUGUGGAUGCUCCACCCCCUGCGCCUUCACUUUCAGGACUAAGCGGCAUCCCUUCCCAAAGAAUCACUGGACCCAAGCCACUCCAGGACCCACAGGUGCAGAGGCAUGCCUCUCAGAUACUCAGGAAAAUGUUGGAACAAGAAGAGAUGGAACUGCAGGUCUUGAUGCAGGAGCAGUCGCGGAACCCGUCGUCAUCUUUGGAGGAACGGAUUGAAAGUGCCAAAAGGAGAGCUCAGCAAGUGCGCGUCAAGCUCCAGCAGGACGUGGAGGGAAUGCAGUCGAAAAGUGUGUGCAGCUACAUCAUGGCGGGCGAAGCAGUACGCUUGUCGCUGGACUCGAAUGACGGAGACGGUGAGGCCCUUGACAGUCCCCACUGCUCCCCCUUGUCCUCCAUUCAGAGCCUUCUACCCAGACAGCAGAGCUCAGAUAUACACAACCCGUUUGAUUCGAGCGAGAAGGUCCAGAUCAUCGGGCCAGAGGAGGAGGAUGAAGAAGAGGACAGCUACACCUUCAACGAGAUGGAUGGCCCUUUCCAAGACAUUGAGCUGCUGAAGUCGCGGCCCGCCCACAUGACAGUUUUUAUGAGAUACGUCUUCACUCAGCUGCUGGACCCAAACCCGCUGCUGUUCUACCUGAUGGUGGAGGUGUACCUGAGCUCCGCCCCCAAAGAUGCUCGCUCACUCGCACCGCAGAUUUGCUCCCAUUUCCUGGAUCCGGAUGCCCCUUUGAAGAUCAAAGUGCCAGAAGAGUACCUUGCAGACAUCGAGAGCCGCCUGCAUGCUCAAGAGGACAUCCGCGGGCCGCUGUCCGAGCUGCAGCAGCAUGUGCUCCCCGACAUCCAGGAUCAGAUCGCAGACUACAGGAGCAAGCAGAUGAUGGGCCUGGGCGCUCUCUUCGGCGAAGGUGACCUGCUGCUGCUGGACGGAGACCCGCUGAAGGAGAGGCAGGUAGUGGACAGGCAGGUCACCGCCUUGUGGGAGAUUCUGUCCAAGCACGUAGAGGACAGAAGCUCCCCACUGGCAUCAGCCGUGCUUCUGUACCUGCGUCACGCUGGUGUCAAGCUCAGAGACUCAAAGGUGUUCCCUGGUUUGAACUCGGAGAAGGAAAAGUGGCUCAUGUUCCUCAAGUCAAAGAAGCUAAGCGGUACAAAGAAGGAGAAAGAUGGCGAGGACAAAAAGAGGAAUCCCAUCCUGAAGUACAUCGGGAAACCUCGGAGCACGUCUCAGUCCACAUUCCAUGUCCCGUUGUCCCCUACUGAAGUCCGUCCCGGAAGCGUGAGGAACAUCAUUCAGCAGUUUGAGAACCACUCAGAGACUGGGGCCGAAGAUGGUGGCAACUCUCAGAUACCGUCGUCAAGCAGCUGGGGGGAUGACGGCGUGGACAGUCCGAGCGUACCUGUGCGUCUGGCUCGCAGCGAGUCUUUGAAGGCACAGGGAGAAGGUCGGAGGCGAGGCAUCACCUCAGGAGGUGAGUCCGUUCCCCGCUCCCGUAGUGACGUGGACAUGGAGGACCCCGGUGAGGAGAGGGAGGUCCCUGGACUUAGGCUACUGCAGCACAGCGCUUCGUCGUCUGUUUCUGGCAGCUCCGCCAGGUCUCUAGAGAACCCUACACCGCCGUUCACGCCACGCUCCGUCCGCAGGAGCACUGAGUCUCCUUUGGCGCUGCUGCCGGACGAAGAAGAGGCGUGCGAGGGUCAGAACUGGCAGGAGACGGUGCAGGCUCAACUCAUUGCCACGCUAAGCCCAAGGGAAGUGGAGCGUCAGGCCGUCAUAUACGAGCUCUUCACCACUGAGGCAUCCCACAUGCGCAUACUAGCAGUGCUGGACCAGAUCUUCUUCCAGAAGAUGAGAGCAGUGCUCAGCUCUGAUGAGCUGGCCUGCAUCUUUCCCAACCUGCCACAAGUCUACGAGCUGCAUGCCAGCCUGUUCGAGUCCAUGAAAAAGCGGCGGGAGUCUCUCAUCGUUCAAGAUAUUGGUGAUGUCAUGUUGGCCAGGUUUGAGGGCACAGCCGGCGAGGAGUUUCAAGAGCAGGUGUCACAGUUGUGCAGGCAGCAGUCUCAGGCGCUGGAGCUCAUCAAGAACAAGCAACGCAAAGACCCACGCUUCGCCCACAUCGUCCAGGAGUGCGAGGCGAGUCGUCACUGUCGUCGGCUGCAGCUCAGAGACCUACUGGUGUCUGAAAUGCAGAGACUGACCAAAUACCCGCUUCUUCUGGACAACAUCAUCAAGCACACGGAGGCUGCCUCCACUGACCUCCCUGCCCUCCAGCAAGCGCAGGUCUGUUGCAGAGGAAUCCUGCAAGCCGUGAACGAGGUCAUCAGGGAGACUGAACAUCAGCAGCGUCUGAGCCAGUACCAACGCAGACUGGAUACUUCUCCGCUCUUCAAGAGUCUGGACCUCAGCACCAAGAAAAUGAUCCACGAGGGACCGCUGGUCUGGAAAGUCGGCAAGGACAAGCAGUUGGACAUUCAAGCCCUGCUGCUGUCAGACUGCCUGCUGUUGCUGCAGCGCGGCCCAGACGAGCGUCUGCAGCUGCGACCCCCUUCUCGCUGGCUUGGCGGUGGCGGCGGUGGCGCAGGCGGAGACAGCAAGACAUCCUUCAGCCCGCUGAUCAAGUUGGACUCGCUGCUGGUGCGCUCAGUCGCCACAGACAAUAAAGCACUCUAUGUUAUCUGUGCCACCGAGAGGCAGAUCUACGAGCUGGUGGCAGGGACGGCGUCUGAGAAGAACAUCUGGAAGGACUUAUUAGAAAAAGCUAUCGCCGCCGCCGCCACCUGCUCCCCUGCCACCAAUCAUGGCUCAGCGGCCAUGACUUCUCCAAGUGUCGGCAGCAUGUCCCCUGUACCCCAAAAUCCUCCAUAUCCAGAAAACACCAUGAGGUUGCAAUCCGACAGCCAGACCUGUGGUGAAGGAGGCGUAGCGGGCGUGGCACAGGCUGCAUUGAAGGACGUGGAAACGCUGCGAAAGCUCAUCUUACUCGACCUGCGCGAUGACGCCUCGUGCCACGCCUCCCUCGACACGCCUAUUGAAAGGAGCUGGUUGAGUGGCCAUCACGGGGAGGUGGAGCUACAUGGUGGCGCUCAGGUUGUAAGAAAAGCUGUGGUGGCGGGCUCUUCUUCCUCUGUCUUUAAUUACGUUACAGAUGAUGUCACGAUGGCAUCUGAGCAGUCUUCGCUGCCAAGCCGGCCCACCGUGCCCGGAAACAUCUUCUACCUGGUCUUGCCCACUCAGCAAGGAGAGAGUGCGACUGACGACGUGGAGGACAGCCGUGCGUCGGAGGCUUUGCAGCAGUGCCACGUGGUCAAAAAUGUGGAGGAGAUAUUCAGCGUCAUGGAAAACUUAAUGAGCAAGCUGCGGCAGUUGAAGGACAUCGAGAAGGAGCAUCACAAACUGCUAACAUCGCUCAGAGAGCCAGCAGUCGAUCAUGAAGAAGACCGAGCGUCCUGUUCUGCCACAGUCUCCAGGACGCCAUCUCUGGAGCGUGGCUCGGCAGACGGCAACGAAGAAAGCCCCCCGCAGCCCAAGAUACAGUCCACUGGAUUCUGAGGUCCAGACUGGGAAGAGACUUACCGGAACCACGUCCGCCCAGUAACCUCUUUCGAAGAGCAACAAUCACUCCAGCACUUUACCCACGAUGCAUCCCAGUAGACCCCUCCCACCUUCAGCCGACUAACUGUGUUGGAAUUCUUCAGGGCUAGCAUGUCUUAGGCCACACCCACUACUGACUGAGCGCUGUGUUUUUACUACUACGGCUGCUGAAUAGCUUAGCUUAGCAUCAAGACAUCAUGGGAGGGCUAUGCUAAGCUAACCCCUUUUUGUCAUAAAAAAAAAACGUUUGGAUUGCAAACAGUUCUGUUGGUGGACAGGAAGGAAUCGGCCACCAGGCCACUCGAGGGCUUACCAAAGUCAAAAGCGAUGACGGGAUGUGAUUGGUCGACAACUUUCACAUUCUCCUUCCACGCCCAUUUUCUUCAAGUCACACAUUGAUGCGCCGACUUUUUUUCUUGUUUUUUUUUGUAAGUGUUGCACAAGCGAAAUUACUGUAUGAACUCACGUGUGUGUGUGUAUGUGUGUGUACGUGUGUAUGUGUGUGUAUGUGUUAAACUAAUGUCAUCGACAUGUUCCAUGUUGUCUUCCUUGGUUGUGUUGGACGAGGAUGAUGUCACUUUGUGACAUUAAAAGGAGACUGUAAACUUGA